Molecule: messenger RNA, 759 nt
Organism: Melanotaenia boesemani (Boeseman's rainbowfish)
Lineage: Eukaryota; Metazoa; Chordata; Actinopteri; Atheriniformes; Melanotaeniidae
Product: cilia- and flagella-associated protein 20-like
Exons: 6
Coding region: 92-661 (189 amino acids)
Biological process (GO): regulation of cilium beat frequency involved in ciliary motility; cilium assembly; positive regulation of cell motility
Cellular component (GO): motile cilium; ciliary basal body
Source: RefSeq, a predicted model, not a curated record
ACAAACACAACUCAUUAGCAACCAUAUAGUCAGACAUUAGUGGUCUCUUAACACAACUUAGACAAAUUGACUUGUGCUAAAAUCAAGUAAGAUGUUUAAAAACACCUUUCAAAGUGGAUUUUUGUCUGUUUUAUACAGCGUAGGCAGCAACCCUCUUCACCUAUGGGAUAUGAAGGUGAGGAAUGGCUGCAUCAGGAAGGUUCUUGACAAUGAUAUCAGGUCUUCAGCGUAUCAGAUUACGGGUUUAAACGUCAGCACCACCUAUAUAACAUCUCCUGCAGACCACAAGGAAACACUUGGAAUAACACUUCCUUUUUUGGUCAUCAUCAUUAAAAACCUUAAAAUGUUUUUCACCUUUGAAAUCCAGGUGUUGGAUGACAAUAAUGUUACACGACGGUUUCGAGCAAGUUCCUAUCGGACCACAACGCAAGUGAACCACUUUCACUGCACCAUGCCAAUGAAUCUCAAUGAAGGCUGGAACCAAAUUCAGUUCAACCUGUCAGACUUCACUAGGAGGGCCUAUGGAACCAAUUAUAAGAAGACCCAGCGUAUACAGAUUCAUGCAAACUGCUGUAUUAGGAGGGUGUACUUCACUGACAGAAUGUACUCUCAGGAUGAGCUUCCAGCAGAGUUUAAACUCUUUGUGCCUGUUUCAAGCUAAAUAGCCAAGAGUUAGAGCAUCCUGAUGGACCAGAUGUUACAUUUAGCUCUAAUGUCAAAUAAACGGGGAGUAUUGUGCUGCAUUUUGUCUAGUAAAGU